This is a messenger RNA of Musa acuminata subsp. malaccensis (wild Malaysian banana), 2971 nucleotides long. Its product is annotated as protein ECERIFERUM 26-like. The record is from RefSeq and is a predicted model, not a curated record. Gene Ontology annotation, molecular function: acyltransferase activity, transferring groups other than amino-acyl groups. NCBI's taxonomy places the organism in Eukaryota, Viridiplantae, Streptophyta, Magnoliopsida, Zingiberales, Musaceae.
GCAACUGUUGCAUGUUCUUGAAUGUCCUCUACAUAACAUAGUCACAACCACUCCAGUGGCUACUUUAAUUAAUAAUACAAGUAAGCAACAAUGUUGUUAUCUUCUGGUCAGCUACACUGCACAUCAUACUUAUUAAAAAUAAGCAGUCACAUCAGCAUCAGUGACAUGUCUCUUGUCUUAUCCUUGAAACAGCUCUUCAUGUCAAGGAAAAGACAUCACCUCACUUUCUCCAGCCCUUCAAGUUUCCACCCUAAUAGUUCCAAGUCAGGCAGAGAAAAAAUGAUGAGCUCAAAGAAGAGGUUGUCCAGUUAAGUCAGUUAACCACCUUCCUCGACAGCCCAAAGGAGACCACAAUUAUUGAAGGCCUCACCUAAACAUGCAUAGUUUUCAAUGAUUAGAUCUACGACAUACUCGCUUAAUCAAGCAAGCAACAAUGGACACCGUCACCAUCCUCGUUCAUAACAGCUGCAACCACUCAGGACCUGCAUCAGAAGGCUUUUCUUGAUACAUUCUUUUUGCUUUGGUGAUUACUGAUUUGGGUUCAAAGACAAAUUGGGACGUCUACGUGUGCUCCAAUUUAUUUUAUUUGGUAGAAAUCCAAUCCAAUGAUGGUACUAAUCCAAAAUAUUUAUGCUCAGAUUAAUGAUUGCUUACUGCCUCUGAUCUUGUAAACCAACUCAACUGUCCUCCCACAUAUGAUACAGGAUUAAAAGCAUCAGUGAAGCCAUGAACACUUUGAUCAAAGAAUGGAGCAAGGGGGUAAAGGACUGGGCAUGAAAGGACCAUAGAACAGCAGCAUAGGCAGGUGAGUAGGGACUGCAUUAAUGGUGGGCUAAUGAUUAAGCAGUAAGCACUUCACGUGAGAACCUCCGUCUUCAUUCACCGUGAGAAACUCGGAACUCCAAUGUUACAUACAAACUUUCUCUUCUGAUCAAACUCCCAUCUCCAUAUCUCAGAAACUGUAGCAACUUCAAAUUUGUAACCAGGUUUGUCUAUAUUAGGAAAUGGAGCUCAAAUCUUAAGAUCCACCACAUUCGAUCGGACCAGAAGAACACUGUUAUUCCACUCCUUGUUUAUCCACCUUGCAUUCCUCCAUUUCCGUCCAUUUGAGGGUUCGAGCAACACUGUUAUUUCACUGUCAUCUCAGUUGCCUCAAGGAAUAACAUUAGGAAGCCCCCAUCUCUUAUAUCUGAAGAAGUUUGCAUGUCACUGGGAGUACUUUGCACCGCGAUGUGGUAAUCUUGUCAUCGCCAAUUAAUUUAGUGCCAACCAACUGAUCAUGCUUUCCUAUCUUUAUGUUCAUUUUCAGGGCCCCAUCAACCAAUGCAGCCAUUUAAAAUGCCGUCACAAUAGUUGCUCACCUCCCACACCACCCCAGCUUCCUACCUCUGAUCCUUCUCUAUAUAUCGUAUGCCUAGCCAAGUCUCCAAAAAUGUGUGACCUACAAACUGCUAGUCUCUUUCUCCUCCUCAGCUUUCUCUAGUCUCCUCUAAGACCAGGUCAUGGGUGUUGAACAGGAAAAGACUGUCAUCUACGAUCACAGGAUAUCGACUGUGGUGCCUGCGACGGUGACCGGCAAUGCUGUCCUGCAUGAACUCACCAAUAUGGACCUCAUCAUGAAGCUGCACUACCUGAGGGCUGUGUACUACUUCAAUCAAAGUGAGAUCACUGAUGGUAUCACCAUUGCCGACCUAAAAAAUCCCAUGUUCUUGUGGCUCAACAUCUGCUAUCCCAUGGCUGGACGAAUUCGGAGGGCGGAGAGUGGACGUCCACUGAUCAAGUGCAAUGACUGUGGGCUGAGGAUCAUCGAAGCUAGGUGUAGAAGGACGCUGGGUGAGUGGCUGGACGUGGAGUCGUCGUCGUCGUCGCGUUGGAGGCUCCUCGUACCAGAUAAGGUGCUUGGUCCAGACUUGCAGUUCUCCCCCAUGGUUUACAUGCAGUUUACUAGAUUUAAAUGUGGAGGGAUGGCCAUUGGAUACAGCUGGGCUCAUGUCCUAGGAGAUCCAAUGUCAGCCACAAACUGUAUCAAUCUGUGGGGAGAGUUAUUCAGUGGCAAUCCACCCCCUAAAACUCUUCAGCUAAACAACCACCAAAAGAAAGCAGAAAGUGCAGCAACACAUGUGAAAGUGUCUCCAAAACCAAUUCCAGUCAACCAGGUUGAACUAAUUGGGGAUGGCUGGCUGGCUCCCAACACCCGUAAAAUGGCAACAAAUUCCUUUAGGAUCACAGAAACCAAGCUUAAGAAAAUGCAACCAGAGCAACUCAAACAAGUCCCAACUUUUGUAAUAAUCUCAGCUAUGAUCUGGAAAUGCUUGGCAAAAAUUCGAAAGAGCAGAGAAUCCAAAAUGGCAACUAUCUGCAGAUACCUCACCUUAGCAAAAUGCAGCAAAAUACUGAACAAUAUGCUCAAAACAAGCACAGUCAGGUUAGAUUCCUCAGCUGCCAAUUUUGGGCUGUUAGAACUAGCAACCUUGAUCUGUAAACAGGAAGCGGAUGAGUCGAAGUCAGUUGAAGAGUUGGUUGACAUAGAAAAUGGGAAGCCAGAUUUUGUGCUUUAUGGGGCAAAUCUCACUUUCGUAGACAUGGAAGGAAUCAACUUAUAUGGGCUAGAGCUCAAGGGUCAGAAGCCUGUACAAGUGGACUACAGCAUUGAUGGAGUUGGUGAUGAAGGAGCAGUUUUGGUGCUACAGGGUCCUCAGAGAACUAAUGAAACCAGCAGCAACCAAGAGAGACUUGUAAUGGUUAUCUUACCAGAAGAUGAGAUCCAACAGCUCUGUGAAUUGCUUAGCAGUGAAUUUGGCAUCGCUCAAGAUCUGAAGAUAAACCAUAAACUCUCUGUAACAAACAUGUAAACCUGGAAGUGGAUGUUUCGAGGAUGUCAAGUUGUCUUAAUUGCCUAAGUAUAUCAGAUUAAUCGUAAGUUGUUGUCUGCUAAAUAAUGACUAUAUUAUGUAGCAAUUUUCCAACAGAA